Molecule: messenger RNA, 776 nt
Organism: Paramecium primaurelia
Lineage: Eukaryota; Ciliophora; Oligohymenophorea; Peniculida; Parameciidae
Source: the annotation of a GenBank genome assembly
AGUGAGGGUAUUUUUGAAAUUCAAUAAAUAAAAUGGAUAAGAAGUUUAUAAUUGUCUCCUUAGAAGGAAAUGUAGGUGCAGGCAAAUCAACCUUAUUUGAGAUUUUGAGACAAGAAUUCCCUAAGGCUAUUUUCCUAAUGGAGCCUUUGGAAUAAUGGUAAAAAGUGCAUGGUAACCCUAAUCUUAACAUUCUGGAGAAGUACUAUUCAGAUAUUCAACGUUGGGGUUUUACAUUUUAAAUUUAUGCUUACUAAUCAAGAUUAAUGGCUUGGGACAGAUAAUUAAGAGCAGUAUUAAAAGAACAAAAAUUACAACAGAUUGACAAUCAAUUUUCUUCUCCAUCUACAAAUGCUGAUGAUGAACCCAUCCUUGUGUUUACAGAGAGAAGUAUUGAGAGUGCAAGGGAAUUAUUUUUCAAAUUGUGUUAUAAUGAUGGAACAAUAAAUGAACUUGAAUAUCACAUUUAUGAAGAGUUUUAUGAGUGGCUCAUGGAACACUAUAAGCAAUAUUUAGUGGAUUGUGUUAUUUAUGUUAAUACUCCUCCUGAAACAUGUUUAGAACGUCUAACACGUAGAGGUAGAUAAGAAGAAGCAUGUGUGCCAUUAGAUUAUUUGAGAAAGUUACACUAAAGACAUGAAGAUUGGCUUUCUGAUACUAAUAAUAAAUUCAAAAUUAUUAAUAUUGAUGCUACCAAAAACUACGUCAAGGAUUUAGAUAUAAAAGAAGCUGUUCGUAGAUAAUUAAUUGAUGAAAUAUCCACUUUGAUUGAUUGAUUG